Clarias gariepinus (North African catfish) is the source of this 1910-nucleotide messenger RNA. It is a transcript of the gene myoz1a, whose product is annotated as myozenin 1a. Gene Ontology annotation, molecular function: actin binding; FATZ binding; telethonin binding. The transcript has 6 exons. Bases 215 to 1174 code for a protein of 319 amino acids. NCBI's taxonomy places the organism in Eukaryota, Metazoa, Chordata, Actinopteri, Siluriformes, Clariidae. The record is from RefSeq and is a predicted model, not a curated record. Gene Ontology annotation, cellular component: Z disc; actin cytoskeleton.
CCCCUAUUCUGUCAUACACUCCACUUCUUCCUACCCCCCUCCAAGAUCUGCUAUCCAAAUCCUGACUGGAUUUUGCACUCCCCAGGAUCUUGGUCCAGCCACAGGUCAGCGACACCCUGGGAUUUAUAAACUUUUGAUUGAACUAGAAUCAGAAGUUUUGCCUCUUCCUCUUGAGAAUACUUCUGUACAGGAGGUUAAAACCCGGUUUGGAGUCAUGCCUCUCGCUGGAACACCUGCCCCUCCUAACAAGAGGAAAAAAACCACUAAAAUCAUCACUGACCUGUCACACAUCACUCAAAAUGAGUAUGAAUCGGAGCCUGAGGCCUCCGAGUUUGACCUGGGGACGAAGAUCAGCACACCCAAAGACAUUAUGCUGGAGGAACUGUCCCUGCUCAAAAAUAAGGGCUCCAAGAUGUUCAAAAUGAGGCAGCAGCGUGUGGAGAGAUUCAUCUAUGAGAACAACCCUGACGUCUUCAACAGUGACUCUAUGGAUAACUUCCAGAAGUUUGUCCCCGGCAUUGGAGGCCAAAUGGUGGAUGUUGGCGGACAUCUUGUAGGCGGACAUCUUGUUGGGGGAAAGAUUAUUGGUGGACGGAUAGUUGUUGGAGGUGGGCAAGCACCUGUGCCCCCUCCCAAACCAGGAAGCCGGGGUACAGGGGUAGGAAGUGGAGCUGGUGGAGCUGGUGGAGUUGGUGCAGGAGGAACAGCUGGCGGAGUGGGUGCAGGAGCGGGUUCUGGUACAUCAGCUGAUGGUUCUCAGAGUGCAGAAAGCACUAAGGCUGCUGCUUUAAAAGAGAAGAAAAGACUGGAAUAUUUGAAGACAUAUGUAUCGCCCUGGGAAAAGGCCAUGAAGGGCAAUGUAGAGCUUACAUCCACUAUGAAGCCAUACAUGCCAGGACCCUGUUCUCAGAAAGACCUGCCAAAAUACAAGUGUUUUAACAGGUCAGCUUUGCCCUUUGGUGGAUUUGAGAAAGCUGCUCAGCUGAUGACCUUCCAGCUGCCAGAUAUCGAGGCAUCAGAGGAGCCGGAGCCUGCAGUGGUGUACCACCAUGACGCACACUCAAGACCCUGUUUUAACCGCACUCCCAUCGGCUGGGUGGGCAGCGGAGACACAAGCAACGUCCACCUGCUGAUUGAUACCAUGCCAUUCGAUGGGGAGACUGACGAGCUGUGAGGAGUAAAUAUCUUAAGUCUUCCAAAGAAGCUCACUCCAUAUUCGCUUCUCCAUACCUGCUUUUGCGUUGCCUCUAAACAUCCUGUUCUCUCUUUUGCUCUCUGUCUCUUUCUAACUCUCUCUCUCAUUCUCUUCCUCACACACACACAGUACUUUAAUAUGUCAUUUUAACACAUAUUUUUAAUAUGAUCUUCAAUAUUAAUGGGUCAUUGUGUGUGAAGUCAGUCCUGAUCCAUGUGCCUAUCCAUGUGUGCUGAUCCAUCCACUGUUCAACAUGGGAAACAUGGUUGUAAGACUUUGUGUAAGUAAAGAAAAUGUUUGGCUACAAUCAAACUGAGUCCUAGAGUCUUAAUGUAUUAAUUUGACCUAUACAGUAUACAGUAUCUUGUCCGUCUGUCCCUUUUACAUAGAAAAUCCAGCUAUGCACAUGUGCUCUAACAAGAUUUGUGUAUGGAUAAGAACUCUACUACCGACCACUCACUACAAAGUGUUGUUAGUUAAGCUACCUAAUAUUCACUGGAACUUAAGAAUAGUAUUUACUUCGAAUGAAAUUUUAAAGCUCUUUAAAUAAAUGAAAGACAACUUGGCUUGAUGCCGAUGACAAUAAUGAUGACUAUGAUGGUGUUGAUGCUGAUGAUGAUGAGUAUGCAAGAUGUUUACCUACUGUUGUUUGGCAUGUUGAUAUAAUGAAUUAGAAGAGUUUAACACAACCCCUACUUAAUAAAUAUUUGAUAGC